This is a messenger RNA of Gadus macrocephalus (Pacific cod), 3384 nucleotides long. It is a transcript of the gene zc3h12aa, whose product is annotated as ribonuclease ZC3H12A. Gene Ontology annotation, molecular function: RNA endonuclease activity; metal ion binding; mRNA binding. Bases 196 to 2145 code for a protein of 649 amino acids. Gene Ontology annotation, cellular component: nucleus; cytoplasmic ribonucleoprotein granule. NCBI's taxonomy places the organism in Eukaryota, Metazoa, Chordata, Actinopteri, Gadiformes, Gadidae. The record is from RefSeq and is a predicted model, not a curated record. Gene Ontology annotation, biological process: 3'-UTR-mediated mRNA destabilization; nuclear-transcribed mRNA catabolic process, RNase MRP-dependent. The transcript is spliced from 7 exons.
ACUGUACGUGUCAGCACUUGUGAUCAAUGGGACGCGGAAAGAGGCUGCUGAAGUUUACUUCGAUACUGUCUCCUGCUGAUAUAACUCAAGGUUUUACCUCUCCGCGGCAUCCCGUUUACGCUUACUUUUUCACCUGCCAGCGGAUAUCAGCGUAGGGGUUAAGGGUGACUCCCAACGGAACCCGGGCAGCCUCCUAUGCUCCUGAACCCAGGACAGCAGCCGACCACAGCCCCCCGAUACGGCACCAUGACGCAGUCUGGGCCGGUCCAAGCCCUGCCCCCGGACCAACAGGAGGGAGACCCGCUGCGGCUUGACUUUUUCAGGAAGCUUGGGUUCUCCCCGAUGGAGGUCCAUGCCACACUGCGGAGGCUGGGCCCCAGCACCGACACCAACUCUGUCCUCGGGGAGCUGGUGGGGAACAAGAGCCACCAGCAGGCCGGGGGCUCCUCUUCCCCCAGCGUAGCCGAGGCAGACCAGAGGCCCGCCGCAGGUCAAAGGGACACGCUGGGGCCCGGGGGGCGUCCUGGUAGCAGGGCGGCAUUGGGGGGUACCGUAUCAACCCCCUCUCCUCCCCCUCCUCCCCCCUCAGCAGAGGAGGAGGGUGGAGAGGAGGACGAGCUGAAGGCUGUGGUCAUCGACGGCAGCAACGUCGCCAUGAGUCACGGAAAUAAGGAAGCGUUUUCCUGCCAGGGCAUCCUGUUAGCCGUCAACUAUUUCCUGCUCAGAGGACACACCGCCAUCACCGUGUUCGUCCCUUCGUGGCGCAAGGAGCAGCCUCGUCCCGACGCACAGAUUACAGACCAGUACAUCCUGACGGAGCUGGAGAAGAGGAAGAUCUUGGUGUUCACGCCGUCGCGUCGCGUCGCGGGGAAGCGGGUGGUCUGCUACGACGACCGCUUCAUCGUGAAGCUGGCGUACGAGCUGGGCGCCGUGAUCGUGUCCAACGACACCUACCAGGACCUGCAGGCGGAGCGGCCCGAAUGGAGGAAGUGCAUCGAGGAGUGCCUGCUCAUGUACUCCUUCGUCAACGAUAAGUUCAUGCCCCCUGAUGACCCUCUAGGGCGCCAUGGCCCGAGUCUGGAUAACUUCCUGAGGAAGAAGCCUCUGGUGUCUGAGCCCAACCGACCCCUCUGUCCUUAUGAUAAGAAGUGCACCUAUGGCUUAAAGUGUAAGUUCUACCAUCCGGAGCGGGCCAACCAGGCCUACAGCUCCCUGGCCGAUGAGCUGAGGGACAAGGCUCGCAUGUCCACUUCCAAACCCGAGAGGAAGUACCGGCCGGCACCCAGGGGGCCUCCCUUCACCCCGGGCCCGGCAGCCAACCCGGGCUCCCUGGACCUGGAGACGGAGCCCUGGCCGUCCCUGGUGCCCCGAGGCGCAGCCCAGCCUGCCAAGGUAACCGAGAACUUCCUGGUCUGCCAGGAAGGUGGCAGGACCACCCAGAACCACACCUCUGCGACUUGGGCCCAAAAGGACUGGCCAGGCCGCGCCUGUCCCUCCCACCACCCCACCAACUCGGGCCUGUCCCAGGACUCGGGCCUGGGCUCCUACGAAGGCCAGUUCUCAAGCGACGGCCACUCGCCGUGGUCCAGACCCCCGCAGCCCUCGGUGUAUCUGGAGGGGCCCGGCCCCCGCUCCAUGUGUGGGUGCUGCCCCCCCGCUGAGCCCUCCGCAGGACACUACCCCCGCUGCUCCUCCUCCUCAAUCUCCUCCGCCUCCAUUCCCAAAUACGACACCUUCCCGCCCCAUGCCUACCCUCCCAGCAUGCACCAGUACUACAGCCUGCCAGGGCCCCCCCGACAGAGCAGGCAGCAGAACCACAACCAGCAGCAGCAGCAGCAGCCUAAGUACUUGUCGAUGCCCCACGAGACCAGGGGGCCCUGCAGUCUCUCAGGGCCCCGGGGGGGUCCCUCCCAGCCUGGGGGCCAAAGCUGUGCGUACCGGGAUCCCAUGUCUCAUCCAUGGGCACCAUCUCAGAUGGGUUCGCCAGCCUUUGAUCCAGAUAGGCUUGAUCUCCGCAAGAAACUGCAAGCCAUCUUUAACCCCUAUCAGGUGGAUGCAGUGAUGGAGAUGUUCCCACACCUCACGGAUGCCCAGAAACUGGCAGCAGAGAUCCUGAGGCUCAAAGCUCAGGGACAGGUCUUCUGACUUUCUUCUCCAGAUCCACCUCCAAGAUCCAGGUGACCUGUGAUGACCUGUGACGACCGUCAGUUCAUCCAUCACGGCGACACGUAAUUUCAAUGGACCACAAAGGGCAAUUUAGCCAAAGUAUCCUAAUAUAUUUUUCUUACUGUAUUUUAUUGUGUGUUUGAUUGUGACACCAAAUCUGUGUUGGCGUGGCAUAACAUUUCAACCAAUAACAACACUGUUGGAGCAGUGUGUGUCCCCAAGAUUGCCAAUCAAAUCCACCCUCGAUUUUGCCCCGCCCUCACAUGCUAUUUUUAACCCUUAUGUACACCCUGAAUGACAAUUCUUGGUGUGUUUAAGAGCUUUUUCUAGUUUUUCUACUCGAUCAAAAAAGUCGAAAUGCAACAUCUACGAAUGUUGUCUGUGUCAGUAUGUCGUGGUAAACUGCCUGUGUAUUUGUGUUUACAUGGGGGACGCGGAUGGAUCUGUUCAGGAUCUAGUUAUUGUUUAAUUGUAUGACACUUGAGUCAAGUUAUCCAUGUUUAGGAUGAGAUUGUGCUUCUGAACCGCCCGUGCGUUUGGAGAUUUGACUGUUGAUGCAUAUUGUGUCUUCUUGGCUGAUGUUUGUAUUACUGUUUAUUCCUCAAAUGAUGUAUAUGAUUUCUCUCUGUCCUCAUAUCGUACGUUGUCUGCUGUACACAUCUUUGUAUCAAAAUGUGACAUGUACACUUUGAUAGGAGGGUACAUAGCCACAGCGUUUGUUGCAGGAUGAGGUGAAACAAGGAUUUGCAUUUUGGAGAGCAGGAUGGAAGUUUUGCUUGAGGGAGAUUUUUAAAGCGCUGUAUUGUGCUUCAAAACUUACUGCCAGAUCGAAUACUACACUUUUAAUAAAAAAAAAUUCUCGUGCCGUUCUAUUCUUUUUUAGAUUUAUUAUAGAAUUUAACGAUUAUGUUAAGAUUAUUCGAUUUACUGAUCAAAAAUGGUUAUGAGGUGUUCCAGGGCCUUGGGAUUAGUAACCAUUGCAUCCACUGAAGACCAUCAUAAACAGAUUCCGUAUUUUUUUCCCCUCAGAUUCAAUCUAAUAAUAUUCUUGCUUAAUAAGUAUUGUUGAUUGGGCGAUCAAUAUUUUGAAGGGCCUCCCGUAGUUCUUGUCUCAAGAUCAGGAAUUAUCACUUUAUUCUUAUUAUUGGGAGUUAAAGUGAAAGUGUAUGCUUCAAGAGUUGAUAACUGAAAUAAUUAAAGAUUGUGAUCUAAAAUGUU